UGAAUUUACUAUGUUGGUACAUUUUUGUGUAGUUGUUUAGCCAGAAACUAUAAAUAUUUAGAUAAUUAAUUAAAGCCGUAAAGCCGAACGGCAUUCUGUGGGACCAAACAAUAUCUAAAGCGAACAAACAACUCAUAUACAACACCAUACUUAAAAGUUAAUCACAUAUGGCAGUGAAGUUUGGCCAAUGAAACAAAGAACAGAGAAACUGUUACUAGCAACAGAAAUGGACUUCUGGAGAAGAGCAGCAGGCAAAUUAAAAAAAGAUCGGAUACCAAAUGAGAUAAUAAGAGAAAUGAUGGGAGUCAAGCAUACAAUAGUUGAUGACAUAAAAACACAACAGUUAAUAUGGUACGGCCAUGUACAGAGAAUGCCAGAUGACAGGAUUCCGAAACAGAUUUUUACGUGGACACCACAAGGAAGAAUGAAAAGAGAAAGGCAGAGAAGAAGCUGGAGAGAGGGAAUUAAAAAAGAACUAGAGGAAAGAGAAAUCCUUCCAGGACUAUGGUUAAAUAGAGAAGAAUGGUGGUUAGGAGUCAGAAGGCGUGGGAGAACGCUGUAA
Diabrotica balteata is the source of this 562-nucleotide messenger RNA. The record is from the annotation of a GenBank genome assembly. Lineage: Eukaryota; Metazoa; Arthropoda; Insecta; Coleoptera; Chrysomelidae.